AUGUCGUCCUCGAAGGGAAAGAAGACCCAGCAGCGUUCCGCUAUUGCGGACGUUGUCGCCCGUGAAUACACCAUCCACCUACACAAGAGGCUCCACGGCGUCACCUUCAAGAAGCGAGCUCCCCGAGCCAUCAAGGAGAUCCGAAAGUUUGCGCAGCUUCAGAUGGGUACCGUCGAUGUCCGUCUCGAUCCUCAGCUCAACAAGAAGGUGUGGGAGUGCGGUGUCAAGGGUGUCCCCUACAGGCUCCGCGUAAGGAUUUCCCGGAAACGAAACGACGAGGAGGGCGCGAAGGAGAAGCUCUACAGCUACGUGCAGGCCGUGAACGUCCAGAACCCUAAGGGCCUUCUCACCACCACGGUCGACGAGUAA
Messenger RNA from Scedosporium apiospermum, 369 nucleotides. RefSeq lists its product as uncharacterized. Gene Ontology annotation, molecular function: structural constituent of ribosome. The record is from RefSeq and is a predicted model, not a curated record. Lineage: Eukaryota; Fungi; Ascomycota; Sordariomycetes; Microascales; Microascaceae. The transcript has 3 exons. Gene Ontology annotation, biological process: cytoplasmic translation. Bases 1 to 369 code for a protein of 122 amino acids. Gene Ontology annotation, cellular component: cytosolic large ribosomal subunit; ribosome.